Lathyrus sativus (Indian pea) is the source of this 1182-nucleotide messenger RNA. The record is from the annotation of a GenBank genome assembly. NCBI's taxonomy places the organism in Eukaryota, Viridiplantae, Streptophyta, Magnoliopsida, Fabales, Fabaceae.
AUGCAAGCCAUUACAAGACGCUUAGGCUCCCAAUCCUCAACUUCGCUCAAAUCCAUCUAUCCAAUUUCCCAUCACUAUUAUGGCGUGGAUCACGAACGUUACGUUUCGACCAUAGCUACCAAGGGUGUUGGCCACCUCGUCCGCAAGGGUACUGGUGGACGCUCAUCUGUUAGUGGUAUUGUUGCUACAGUAUUUGGGGCAACUGGAUUCCUUGGUCGUUAUGUUGUCCAACAACUUGCUAAAAUGGGAUCUCAAGUCUUAGUUCCAUUUAGAGGCUCUGAAGAUUCUCCUCGUCAUCUCAAACUAAUGGGAGAUUUAGGACAGAUUGUACCCAUGAAAUUCAAUCCAAGAGAUGAAAGUUCAGUUAAGGCUGUAAUGGCUAGGGCCAAUGUUGUCAUCAAUCUUAUUGGAAGAGAUUAUGAGACAAGAAACUACAGCUUUGAGGAAGUGCACUAUCACAUGGCCGAGAAACUUGCAAAGAUUUCCAAAGAGCAUGGUGGUAUCAUGAGAUUCAUUCAAGUUUCUUGUUUAGGCGCAUCUCCUUCAUCUUCUUCCAGGAUGCUUAGAUGUAAAGCAGCCGCCGAAGAAGCGGUUUUAAGAGAAUUACCCGAGGCCACGAUCUUCAAACCUGCUGCUAUGAUUGGUACAGAGGACCGAAUUUUAAACAGAUGGGCUCAAUUUGCAAAGAAAUACGGUUUUCUUCCAUUGAUGGGGAAUGGGAACACAAAACUCCAACCUGUAUAUGUUGUUGAUGUUGCCUCUGCACUUACUACAGCCUUGAAGGAUGAUGGAACUAGCAUGGGAAAAAUUUAUGAGUUGGGUGGACCUGAGAUCUUUACCGUGCACGAAUUGGCAGAGAUUAUGUAUGAUGUGAUUCGAGAAUGGCCUCGAUAUGUAAACGUGCCUCUUCCCAUUGCUAAGGCAUUGGCAACACCAAGGGAAUUAUUAUUAAACAAGGUCCCCUUUCCACUACCCAAGCCUGAGACAUUCAAUCUGGAUCAAAUCCAUGCUUUUGCUACAGAUAAUGUUGUUUCAGAAAAUGCUUUGACAUUUAAUGAUCUUGGAGUUGUUCCUCAUAAGCUGAAGGGAUACCCCAUUGAGUAUCUUAUUCAAUAUAGGAAAGGAGGACCACAAUUCGGCUCUACAAUCAGUGAAAAAGUCUCUCCAGAUGCUUGGCCGUAA